AUGGGCGACGGUCGUAUUGUACUAAUUGGGAACGAGACUGACAUUCUACAUUGCGGCUAUAAUUUUGCGUUAAGUCAGGGCGGGAAAAGGUAUCUAAAUUCGUUAAAUUUGAUGUUUCUUAUGUUAAAUUAGCUGUUUUCACUGUUUAAUCUCGUCUUUUGUAAAAUUUGCCAAAAGAGGAUGUUAUUAAUUCAUUUUUAAUGGUUCAAGAUACCCGUCGGCGGAUCAUUAUGCUCAUGCGAUGAUAUUGAGCCAGCUCGGGCUGGACGAAGUUCAUGUCCUCGAACUGUUAGCUACAGCUUCGGCCGAUGUUCCGAGAAAGGCCAGGGAGCUGCUACAGGAGAACAUGCCUCAAGGUCAUGAUAUGAAUUCGCUGGCACAAUAUUUGGUCAGUUCCAGGAACAGUUUCACGGUUUCGGCUUUGCAACUACGAGCUGAACAAGAUGAAAGUAAGUUUUUAAUGUUUUUUAUUUUGAAUUUUAGGUACAAGAAGGCAAAUUGAUAAAAACAGAUGCAGAAGGGUCUUGUUUACGUUAUGCAAAAGUUAGGUUUUGAUAGAAAAUGGUUUGAGCUUAUAAAAUAGCGAAUGAUAUUGUUUUAGGCAUUAACUCGGGGUAGGUAUGAAAAUUUUGCCGUAACUUUAAAAAUAGUUAAUGGAUAUGGAUUUAAUUACAUAGUUGUGAAAGACCAUUAGGAAGGCGAUGUUAAGGUUUUGUGUGACGUGAAAACUAAAUUUUGAAAAAACAAGGUCUUAUGAUUAAUUACGUACUAUAACAUCUCGUUUUUUAUCCAUAACUUUUUAAUGGUUAGAUGAAAUGGAACCAAAUCUAGAGCACACGUUUACCAUUGUCUUAUCAUGCUGCAACAUAAUUAUGAAGAUUUCAAAAUUACUUUUCAGAGUUUGUUCAAGCUUUACUGGAGACGGAGAAUGGGUUGUUGAUAGUCUGUGAUCGUCGUGAUGCUGAGCUUGGAAUCGGGAUGGAAGAAGAUGCUUUUGUGGAUUUUAUGAAGCGACAUAAGGUUGGCUUUGAUGUGGUGAGUCGAUGGAUGUCGGAUCCAUCGAGUAAACCGGCCGAAAUUGGGAAUAAUCAACUCGGCUUCUUCUUAAUGUGGACAAGAUACGAAAUCAAGUAAGUUUUUUAUUUUUUGACAGUGUUUUUGAUUUUUAGGUACAAAGAUUUAAGAAUUUUGGUUUUUGUAAAAUAAGAAUCAUUUAUUAUGCUGUUCAUAAGCUUAAAAUUACGUCUAAGUAUGGGUAAAAACAAUUAUAUUGUUAUAGGACAAAACAGACCGAGAAAUGGACGACAUGCUCGGAAGUAGAAGUCGAUGGUAUAAAUAUAGAUACGGAUGGAGAAAAUGUAGCCAAAGUGUCAGCUUCUAACUUUGUUAUAGCUUUGGAGGUAAGUUAUUUUGGUUUUUAGGUAACGUGUUAGCUAAAAGUCAUUUUUUAGGUAAUAUUUGGUUUUAAAAAGGUGAUACUCAAUUAAAAAACGUUGUUUAUAAUCUAAAUUUGUAAAAAAAUUGAAAAUCAGAUUAAAAAUGAAGUUUAAAAAAUGAUUUAGGGCAUUUUCCGACCGCUGAGCAGCUAUUACGCAUCACAACUCGAGCUGAAGGGUGACAUAUACAGAUCAGUUGAACAUUACGCAUAUCAAAGGUUGUUCGAAGCCCUGAAGCUAGACGAAUCCGAGAUCAUGAAGCUAAGAACCACGGUAAAACCAGCAGAUUUACCAUUGGUGGCUAACAGGAUAGCUAAGAGGCUAAAGGUGGGUUUAUAAUGUUUUUAGGUAACAAAUUUUGAAAAAAAUGUAAUUUUAGGUAACAAAUUAAGAAAAAAUGUUUUUUAGGUAGCAAAUUUGUCAAAAAAUGUAAUUUUAGGUAACAAAUUUAAAAAAAAGUUAUUUUAGGUAACAAUUUUUUAAAAAAAAUUUAAAAAACGCUUAGGUUAUGUUGUUUUAGCUAGAUCCAGGCGAGUUUGCUCAUAAAAAGCUAAAAAUGGACCGGUGGCGACAAUCAGCGAUGAAACAUAAAUUCAUGAAGAAUAACGAUUUACAACAACUUCUUCUGAGCACCGGAUUCGCGAUUUUGUUGGAUUGUGCUGGUAAGUUAGUUUUAGGUAACAAAUUGUUAGAAAAUGGGAUUUAGGUAACAAAUUUCUAAAAACUGUUGUUUUAGGUAAAAAAUUUUCUAAAAAUGUGAUUUUAGGUAACAAUUUUGAAAAUUUUUUUUCGGUAACAUUAUUUUAUUUCAGACACCGCCGAAAGACAAUGGCCCUCAAGCGUCGACGAAUUCGAACUUCAAAACCUCCUGGCCAAGCCCCACAUCACCCCAAAUGACAUAAUCGACUACAUGUGCGAGCGAAAAGAACCCCCUAAACAUCUAACCCACCUUCAAGGCAACCGGUCAGGCAUCUUCCUCAUGGAACUGAGGCGAAGGCUGGCACAGCAGAUCAGUGAGCGAAUCCCGCUAGUCUCGCCCAUCAUUUCGAAUCCAGUCAAGAGCGGCGUCUCGGCUCAUAUGAUAUGUUUCACACCUGAAAGUGUACUCCAUCCACUAUAUCCGGCCGAAAUUUAUGUGGAUACUGUAACAUACAAGAGUCCCAUUCACUGGGUGGUGCAUAGAGCUAUAAAGUAAGGCGAUGGGGGGGGUGGUUUAGGGCUUUAAGGGGUGUUUUUUGGGGGUUUGAGGGCUUUUUACUGGGGUUGUAGCGAGAUUUUUUAUAUUUUUUUUGCGAAUUUUGAAAAAAAUGUGGGGUAAAAGGCAACAUAUCUUAAAGUCAACAUAUUAAUCUGCAAUUUAAGAACGAAAUUGGAAGUAUGUCACUUUUAGUUUUGUCAGAAAAACUGAAUUUUUCACAAAAAUUGAUUUUUUGAAGAUAUUUCUUUAAAAACGUCCAAGGUUGGGCCAUUUUCACACCUUUUACCUCAAAAAUGACAUUUUUAAUAUGACUACAAGAAAAAGCAAAGUUUAUAGAGUUUAAAAAACAUUAUUUUUGCAUUUUUGGCCAAAAAACGGGCCGCCCCGCAAAAUGCCACGAACCGGGAUCGAACCGGUGACCUUUAGAUCUUCAGUCUAACGCUCUCCCAACUGAGCUAUCAUGGCGACGGGGUGGAGUUCCUUGUUUUUCUUCAUUCCAAAACGGGGAUGGGACCAUUUGAAUAAAAAAUUGUAUUUUUUAGUAUUUAAAAAAGGUUUUUGUGGUUUUGAAGGUUGUUUUGAUGUUAUUUUAGGCAUAAAAGGGGACCGUUUUUAAUUUUUUUAAAAUUUUUGAUUUUUGAAACAAAAUUGUUAUCUAAAAUUUUUUUCAGAUUUUUUGACAUUGAUGAAGAAACAGAACAAUUCUUACACAAUAUCUUAGACACUUUAGAAGUAUGGUCGUACCUACACUACAUUAUACAUGAACUUAACAUUUCCAAAGAGAAACUUCAGUUAUGGUACUACGAAGAACGACAAGCAGCCCUAAAAGAAGCCUCGCGGUAUCAGUUCCAAACACAUCCACCCUUACUAAGGGCAUUAUUAGAAACAGAAGAUGCGUUACUGAUGUGUUGUUCGAGGUUCGCAUCUUCAGAAGCCGAAUUGAGCGUGGGAAUGCGCGAACGAGACUUGAGGCUGUGGUGUGCUCAGAUCAAGUACAAUACUAGAGAGGUGGGUGGAUUUGGAGUAAUGGUUUUUGGUAGAGGAGAUAGUGUAGCUAACAGGGUAUAUUUGAGGGAAGUAUUGGAAGCUUAGCUUUAUUGCCUCAGGAGUUAUAAUUUUUUGAAAUUAAAAAAAUCUACUUUUUUGAAAAAUAUGGAGAGGAGUUGAAAAAAAAGUUGUACCAGGGAGGUGGGUGGUUUAGAGACUAUUAUUUUUUAAGGAAUGAUAGAGGAUCUAUUAGAGUACAUUUGAGUAAAUUUUGGUAAAUUUAGCUUUAUUGUUUGAGGAGUUGAUUUUUUGAAAUUUUAAAAAUUUGGAUUUUGUAAACGUUUUUAGAGUGGGGUGGAAAUAUAGUGUUAUAACAGUUGGGCGGGGCGAUUUUCUGAAAAGUCGUUUUAACUCGUUUGUAGAGGAGAUAAUAAACUAUAUUUGAGCGACGUUUCAUAAAUUUUUCUUUAUUGCCUCGGGGGUUAUGAUUUUUUAAACUUUUAAAAAUGAAAAUUCCAUAAAUUAUGAAAAAAAUAAUUUUUUGCGCAAAUGAAGGUAGAUUCAGAAAUGAUAUUAGUAUAAUGUUGAAAGCAUUUAAAAAGGUAUCUAAAAAUGUAAAAUACGUUCCGUAGUUCUUUGGUUCACAAUUUAUAUAUCAACUUUUAGCUGAUCGACCUAUUCCAACGCCCGAUGGCCUUCAGGCCGCCAUUUGUUGGUGGAAACCGAAUUGGACUAAUGCUAAUGGAGCUAAGACGAGAGUUUAUCCUAAAUGGCAGGAUACCACACUUACUCCCUGAUCUCGGAAUGCCUCCAGAUGCCAUUUUAGGCUCGGAAUCUCCACUCGAAAAUUAUGUACCACACGUCAACUUUGAAGUCAUGGACGACAACAAUUUCACAGCUAUUUGGGCUAGUGAGUAAUACUGUUUUUAGGGGGCGGGGAGGGUCUUUUAUAAAAAAAAAUUUAAAAUGAAAUUUUGAAAAUUAAAAAAAAAAUUAUUUUUGGGGUCGAAUUUUACUCAAAAAGACCAUUUUUAAUUAGUCCAAAAUUCCAGACCCCCUAGUCCUGGCCACAAAAACCCAACCAGACUCAGAACUCCAUCGCCAAGCCAGCUCCACCAAGGCCAAGCCACCCCUAAUAGCCCUGAAGGACGAAGAGGUUAAUGCUUUAAUGGACUGGCAGAACUCAUUAGUCAAGCCUAAAUUCGACCAAAAAGUCACAAAUGAAUCGAAUGUUGAGGUAGUGAAAGGGGCCAUUGUAAAGUACAUUCUGAUGAUAAGAGCAGGCCUAUUGCUGGAUAUGAGAGCUCAAAGGACACUGAACUUCUACUCACGGCACACCAGUAACGUUCAGGCUCAUCGGAGGGCCAUUGAGGUGGGUUUUGAAGCUUUAAGUGUGAUUUUUUUAGAGGUUUUUGGCCAAAAAUUUUUUUGAAUUUUUAAAAAUUAAAAAAAAUUUUGAAACUGUUUAACAAGACGUUAAAAUGCCAUUAAACUUCACCUUUUCAGCAACGCGGCGAUCUCCAACCAAUGGGACCAGUAUUCCCACAAAGAGACCGAAUAGGACCUUCACCAUGGCAAAACCCCCCAAUGAUGGACCGACCAUUCCACGAAGACUCGUCGAGAGGCCCACCACCAUUGAUGGACAUACGAAAACGUGAGCGAUCACCACCACGACGAUUCGAACGCCGAGAUGACUGGGACCACAGAAGGGAUCGAAGGAACGCUCCGCCCAGAUUAAGGGACAUUUCACCGGGUAAGAGCUGGGUUUUUUGGGGGUUGGGAGUGGUUUUGGAUAGCCAAGGGUAUGGGGAUUAAAGUACGAGGUGUGGAGGAAGUAAAAAUUUAGAUUUGGAUAGCUAUUUUGGCUGUAAAAUGACUUUUUCGGGCCAAAAAUAGCGUUUUUUAGAGAAUUUUUAGGAAAAAGGUUGAAUAAAUGUUAAAAACUGGCUAAUUUUUACACAUUUUGCCUAAAACAUGACAUUUUUAAUUGGACUGAAAGCUAAAACAAAAAUUUGAAGGCUAAAAAAGCAUUAUUGUUGCAUUUCUGGCCAAAAAACGGGCCGCCCCGCAAAAUGCCACGAACCGGGAUCGAACCGGUGACCUUUAGAUCUUCAGUCUAACGCUCUCCCAACUGAGCUAUCAUGGCGACGGGGUGUGCUCUCUUCGGGCCGCACAGGAAGCGAAAGGAAAGGGGAAAGGAGUAAAUAAAAGACAUUUUUGGGUAUAACUGAAGGGAUUUUGAGUUGUUUUAGAGGAAAUAUGUUGUAGUAGAGGGGUGGAAUUGACAAAAAUUGAAAUUUGGGUAAAAAAUUGGUUUUUGGAAAAAAAAAUUUUAAUAAAAAUUAAAUUUCAGACCGCUCCCGCUUCCGAAACGGCCGAAACUACAAUGGACCACCACCGUCAAACAAGAAUGGUACCGUUUAUACGCCACAAGCACCAGAAGCGGCGAAAGAAAAAGAGCCAGAAGCACCAAAACCGAAGAAACCAAAGAAGGUGGUCAAUGAGGAAGAUUUGUCAGAAGGAGAGAUCCUAAGUUCAGAUGAAGAUUGA
Molecule: messenger RNA, 6171 nt
Organism: Bursaphelenchus okinawaensis
Lineage: Eukaryota; Metazoa; Nematoda; Chromadorea; Rhabditida; Aphelenchoididae
Source: the annotation of a GenBank genome assembly